AUGGACUUUGACGUCCUGUCAGAGUUUGACCCCCUGGUGUGCGACCAGCGGAUAGCGACGCCGCAGACGAGCAGGCCAGCGAGCAGGCUGGGUGCCCGUCAGCAGCACAAUGCUUCAACGUCAGCCUCGCUUGCAGCUCCCAACGCGAACCAUAGACCGCUGCCGGGAGCAGGAACUGCUGGAGCCGAGGAAGACGACGAUGAGUUUGGCUCGUUCAGUUCUGCUCCUGCUUCACCUGAGAAGUCGCCCGUCCCAUCUCAACCGCCAUCUCGACAGUCAGCACGGCGUGCCGUUGCUAGCUCAAGCAAUGGCGACAAUCACAGAGCUGCUAGCAAAUAUACUCCUGCUACUGCUGACGCUAGCCGCAAUGGCAUCAACACUCGAGCAACGCUCCAGCUGUUGCCUGACACGCCAGGCAGCUCGCGCCCAAAUUCACCGAACCCGAUGAGCCCGCCGCAGAACGGUUCAGAUGCCUACCAGAGCUAUGAUCAGACAUGGAGGAGAUUGAGCGGCUCGGUCAGACUACCGACGUACUCGGAACUGGCUCCUGCAGCCGAUGCGGCCUACUCGACCUUGCGGGACACUUGGUCCUCGCUCAGGUCCAAUGGCACAGACAUCAUCGCCCACGGCACCGCUGCACUCUUACCCGAUCCAGAUGCGCCAUCGAUGAGAUUACCCCCGGAUGGCGCACCGGGCUUCUACAGCCAGAACGGCUAUGCCCACUCGCACAGGCAUGGUUUUGACCUUGCCAAGGACACCCCGCCCAGGCCUGUCAGGCUGACCGGCAUCAAAGCUGGCACUCGACAAGUUCUCGAUGAUGACACUGCCGAACGGAUACGGAUCUCCCUGCCACCGAGGCUGAAGCUGGCAACGGAAUGGUCACUGCUCUAUUCGCUCGAUCAGCAUGGCGUCUCACUGACCACGCUCUACGAGCGAACGCAACGAGGACUACGAGGUAGCGAGUCCGGCUGCGUGCUCGUCGUUCGCGAUAGCGAGGGUUCCGUCUUUGGCGCCUACGUCAACGAAGCCUUUCGAAAGUCUGAUAAUUAUUACGGCAAUGGCGAGAGCUUUCUCUGGAGGAGGACAUCGUUCGAUCCGAAUGACUUUAGGAUAGGCAGCGGUUUACGCACGUACAAGUACACAGGCCACGAUGACUACAUCAUACAGAGCGAUGUCAACUUUAUCAGUGUCGGGACAGGAGGUGGUCACUACGGACUCUGGCUCGAUGCCGCGCUCGAGAAAGGCUUCACGACGACUUGCGCGACCUUCAACAAUGAAGUUCUGUGCGAGUCAGGCGUAAAGAGAGGACCGAGCGGGCUUCCAGAGGCCAAAUUUGAGAUCGUCAGCCUUGAGAUCUGGGGCGUGGGUAUCAACGCAGCAUCGUAUUGA
This is a messenger RNA of Mixia osmundae IAM 14324, 1389 nucleotides long. RefSeq lists its product as uncharacterized. Gene Ontology annotation, biological process: response to oxidative stress. Gene Ontology annotation, cellular component: nucleus. The transcript has 4 exons. Bases 1 to 1389 code for a protein of 462 amino acids. NCBI's taxonomy places the organism in Eukaryota, Fungi, Basidiomycota, Mixiomycetes, Mixiales, Mixiaceae. The record is from RefSeq and is a predicted model, not a curated record.